GCGGACAUAAGCUCCUCCCAAUCACGUGACAGUUGUGGCGGGCUCUGUGGACUUCUACAAGAUGUCGGGUUUGUCGGUGUAUUUCUGCGGCAGUAUCCGGGGUGGCAGAGAGGACCGUGCGUUGUACGAGCGGAUCAUCCGGUUACUGAAGCGGUACGGGACAGUGCUGACCGAGCACAUCGCGAGCCCGGAGAUCUCUGAGGCCGGUGAAGACGCCCGGGAGGAUGGAGAUAAAUUCAUUCACGAUAGAGACGUGGCAUGGCUGCAGCAGGCGGACGUGGUGGUGGCCGAGGUGACGCAGCCCUCCCUCGGGGUUGGAUAUGAGUUGGGCAGAGCGGUGACCAUAAACAAAAAGAUCUUGUGUCUAUUCCGAGCCUCCAGUGGACGAGUGCUCUCGGCCAUGAUUCGGGGGGCUGAUGAUGGACGCUCAGUUCUGGUCAGAGAUUACGAGCCUCAGGAUGUGGAGGGAAUUCUGCAGGAAUACUUCACUGUUACCUACCCCUCACUGUGACAAAUAUUUAUCUCUAUAAUAAACGGAUUGAC
This is a messenger RNA of Hyla sarda, 543 nucleotides long. It is a transcript of the gene DNPH1, whose product is annotated as 2'-deoxynucleoside 5'-phosphate N-hydrolase 1. The record is from RefSeq and is a predicted model, not a curated record. The coding region runs from base 62 to 511 and encodes 149 amino acids. The transcript is spliced from 3 exons. Gene Ontology annotation, biological process: deoxyribonucleoside monophosphate catabolic process. Gene Ontology annotation, molecular function: 5-hydroxymethyl-dUMP N-hydrolase activity. NCBI's taxonomy places the organism in Eukaryota, Metazoa, Chordata, Amphibia, Anura, Hylidae. Gene Ontology annotation, cellular component: nucleus.